Messenger RNA from Pocillopora meandrina, 1056 nucleotides. Lineage: Eukaryota; Metazoa; Cnidaria; Anthozoa; Scleractinia; Pocilloporidae. The record is from the annotation of a GenBank genome assembly.
AUGACAGACUUCCGUAGGGGAACCGAAACGCAAUAUCCAUCGACAGCACAAGAGAGCUGUAUCCAUGUUCUCACCCCAGCUUAUUUACCCGCUGCCGAGGUGAGUGGGGGAGGGGGGUGGUGCGGCGGAUGUUUCUAGAUCAUAUACUGAUCAAACUGGAUGGGUCCCCCAAGGAGGGCUCUCUUUGUAUCCUUGUGAUUAACCCUUUAACUCCCAUGAGUGACCAAGAAAGAAUUUCUCCUUACAAUAUCAAUGCAAUAUCAACCAGAUAAGUGAUGAGAAUAAAGAAACUAUCAAUUUGGGGAUAAUUAAUUGAUCCAAUGCUAAAUUUUCUGAACUAACAUUAUAAGGAUUGUGUAAUUGACAGUAAGGAGAAUGACAAAUUUGAUCUGGGAGUUAAAGGGUUAAGUUAUUGGGAAUAGACCAGAGAUUCUUUAUCUCUAGAAAAAAGAGGAGGGAGGGGUGGUGUAGGAGGAUUUGAGGAGGAUCACUUGGUUUUUAGAGGGAGCGAGAGGGGAUCAGUCGGCGCUAAGAGAGUACAAAGGAGGCCAAAAUUGAAAAUUGACCGCCAAUGAGGUGAGAUCAUCAAAAUAUUGAUGUUAAAGACAAAUACUACAACCGUAGGUAACAAUGUUUCCCAGAUCGAUAUACCAACCAGCGACUUUGCCAAAACUUAAUUUCUUGCAUCCUUACGACCUUCGAUGGCAACUUGCAGAAUUUUGAAGGCGUAUUCUGUGGAGAGGGCGCCAAAAAUGUGAAGAAAAUGAUGGCUGCUUCCUAUUAUAUCGAAUUUUCCUGGCAAGAGUCGUUCCAUAAAUCAACUCGCCCACGAUUGAGUAAAAGCAGCGACAUCAAAAGUAUGUGAUUAGCAGCUCAUUACAGGCGAUGAAGGAUUGGCAUGUCGUGACAGCGUGACAGCUGUUUAUUGUCACGCCAACUGGAAGAGAUAACAGUGUCCUACCAGCCAGCGAACACUGGAAUUAUGCGGAUCGCCGAGCCGUGCUAUACUCUAGCAGAAUAAGAAAGUUGCCAGGAAAGACAAACUGGCGCCGAUGA